UUAUUUUUUAGUCUUCCUUCUGUAGGUGUGGUCAAAUUUCUGUGUCCAUAUCUGCAGUCUGCCUGUUUUUUGUCUCAAAAUGAAGGUGUUGUGGAUUUCUUGUCUGCUGAUUGGCUCCAUCACAUGCUUUCCUUCACAAAGUGAUCAAAGGCCUAGUUGGACCACAACCCCCUCGUGGCCAUAUUUCCUUCCAGCGUUCUCCUUUCCUCCUCCUCCAUCCAAACCCAGCUACAUGAGCCCCACCGAGCUGUCUGACCACUUCCACAGCCACCGAUCGCUGUAUGGAAGCAGCGACCCGGAUGGGGCUGAUGAUGAAGACUCCCAUUUCCUGGACCAAAAUCUCAGCCCUGAGGGUCCAGGUGGGGAUCAGGGGCCCGGAUACGCUGAGUAUGUGUGGGGCGGUGAGCCGGACUGGGUCCAAACCGAGAAGUGGAGCUCCGAUCCCAGUGAAGAUGACAAUGAGCCCUUCUUCAUUGACAUGUCUAAUCAGGAUCCGUCCUUCACUCUGAACGCUCAUUCGGACUAUCAUCAGCAAAGGAAAGUGGUUACUCGGGCCCGGUUUACCCCACGUCACCAAUCAGCCCAGAACUGGCUCAAGUGAUCCACAAGUUUAGUUUUUCUGACAACUGCUAAAUGCAAAUACUCCAACUUGAGCCACAAUCUGUGGCUUUGUUUAACUAAAAUCCACUGCUACGACUAACAAACAGCAGACCGGUCUCAUCUGGCUCCUUUAGCCUUCUGCGUCUGAGAAAUGGAGUAAAGUUGUAACUUCACACUCUUGGGAAACCACAGUGUGUUUUUGUUUCCAUCGGCUUAGUGUUGGCAUGUACAUUGUUAGAAUUGGUGUCAACUCUAUAACCAAACGGAUGUUUGCUCUUGUCUGCAAAUGAGUCACACCUGCUGAAAAAUGUACUGCUGGAAUAUGCUGCAAAUAAAGUGAAGUGCUCAGAU
Molecule: messenger RNA, 951 nt
Organism: Menidia menidia (Atlantic silverside)
Lineage: Eukaryota; Metazoa; Chordata; Actinopteri; Atheriniformes; Atherinopsidae
Source: the annotation of a GenBank genome assembly